Molecule: messenger RNA, 2319 nt
Organism: Diaporthe citri
Lineage: Eukaryota; Fungi; Ascomycota; Sordariomycetes; Diaporthales; Diaporthaceae
Exons: 1
Coding region: 1-2319 (772 amino acids)
Molecular function (GO): protein binding
Source: RefSeq, a predicted model, not a curated record
AUGUCGAUGUCCCAUUCGGCCGGGCAGCCUAAGCCCAAGGUCGCUCUGGACAACAUAUGCUCUGUCGUAUAUAAUAACACUCUGUAUACUUACUCAGCAGAUGCCUUCCAAUCCUUGAGCCUGGAGAAGGGGUCGGAGUGGAAGACCUUGAAGCAGGGAGAAGGGGUCUCCGGAGCUGCUUGUGUUGGUUCGAAGACAGCAUUUUACGUCGUCGGCGGGACUGGAGGCUCGUCAGACUACCAAGGCCUGCAAAGGUAUACAUACUCGACUGGCACCUGGGAUUCGAUCGACCCCGUCGUCCCUGUCACUCAGAAUAGGACCGACCACGGCGCCGUCUAUCUCGAGGGCUCCGACUCUAUCGUUGUCUAUGCUGGCAGCCAGGCCGGCGACCCGAACCCCUCGACACAGACAUUCAGCAUCAGCGCCACCGAGCCUUACUCUGUACUCGCCUACCAAAAUGAAGGUGCACCUCCGACGUCCAAGCCUAUACUGCUUCGAUGGUCGGACCGACAAGCUGCCAUGGUCGGUGGCAGUGCCACAAAUACUCAGGUUAUGCUGUUCACAGUCGGGGCUGGAUGGUCCAACUCUGGAGCCACACUGGCAUCUCCGCUGAAAACAGGCACUGAGCAGUGGCAGGCUGUUCUGGUUUCGGGCGACGACGGUUCCAAAAACCUUAUUACUUUCGACAUGUCAGUGUCACCUAAUGUCGCCAAUCGCACCGUUCUGAUUGAUGAGCACGGGGCACCGGUUACCAAGGCCGCGGCUGUCACGAAACGAUCAGAUGACCGCAGACGGUCGGAUCAGGAUGAAGUCGGACGUCGGGCAACCGCCCUGACGCAAGAGACUUGGCCAACCUAUAAUAGCACCUACGCGUCUACAGCGAUCCGCAGCAAUUACGCCGCCGCAGAAUCGGAUGACGGGCAGGUCGUGCUUUCGGGCGGCAACACGGAUGAUGUCUUGUGCAUUUUCAACGCAAAAUCCAACAGCUGGGUCAAUGCGACGGCGCUCUUGGCCGAUGACGACCAAAAGGUUCUGUCCGUAACUUCGUCAUCCUCGUCCUCAUCCUCUGCCACUGCUACUUCAACAACACCCAGUGGCACUUUGUUUGCCACGCUGAGUCCUACGGCCACUCCAGAGACCACCGCGGCAGCUGGAGGGACUACCUCGACCUCUACUCAUUCUUCGUCUUCGACAUCGACCUCUUCGUCCGGACUAGGCACCAACGGUAUCCUAGGUGUUGUCCUUGGCUCAAUUGGCGGUGCUCUGGUCCUCCUGAUCCUGCUCUACUGCCAGAUUCGAAAGCGCAAGAGAACGCAAGACUUUAUCCAGGCAGGCCACGCCAGACGAGCCAGCGGUGCUUCAGAGAGGCCGGAGAAAGAGGGGAUGGCUGUUGUGACGGAGAGCUACCCACGCUCGCCUACAAACCCCACGUUCAUGCGCAGCCACCAACCUAAGGCGUCGACAGGAUCAUUCUCAUCCAUGGCGAUCUUAAUGGGCAAGGGACCUAAGAACUCAAUGGAAGGAGGGCCGAGACCUGGUUCCAGCAACAAGCAGAUGAAGGGGAUGAAUGGCAUCGGCCAAACGGCGCCCAUGCGUCCCGUUCCAGCCCUUGCGCCAGAUCUCAGGGAGGAGAAGGGUGUGUCCUUCGCCGCUGAUACAGCUGAGCCCCGGCCAGGUUUACGCGUGCCCGCCGAUCAGCAGGAUGGGCUGCGACGCAGCUCCGGUUGGAACCGCUACUGGUCAGGCGAUAGCGCUGCACUCAAUAUUCUGGGCUAUGGAAAUGGCCAGCAGACGAAUCGGAACACAGUCGCCUCGGAAGGUUCUCACUACUCUACAAACGGUCAAGGUAUCGACCCACGCUACCGCAUGACCAAGGACAGUGCAACGGUGCCGCCACUCAAUGUCGACGAUGGAAGGCCUCGAUUCAAUCGCGUCAAUUCCGGAUCACCGACCGUCAGCAACUAUCCCGCUGCCGUCACUCAGCAGCACAUGAGUGCCGAAUACAGCGAUCGGAAUAGUCGGGACUCGGACUUUUCUGGCUAUUCCAGCGGCAUACCUGCGAGUGUACAGGACACUUGGGAUCCGACCGCGGCCUCCAAGCCUUGGACAGGUGGUGGGCGUGCGACCAGCAGCAUGUACAGCAACGCAUUCCCUAUGCCUCCUACCCCGAGCGAAAACCGACCGCCGCUGCCACGAAACAUUCCUAGUGGCAUAAGCCAGCAACCGCAGCUGGACAGAGCAGACACUUCAGACAUGAGCUGGCUGAACAUUGGCGAACAACAAUAUCAACAGCAGCAACAACAACAAAACCGACACUAA